GUAAACCCCAAGGCGUAUCCCUUAGCCGACGCCCAGCUGUCCAUCACAAUCCUAGAUCUCAUCCAGCAAGCUGCCAAUUAUAAGCAACUGAAGAAGGGCGCCAAUGAAGCGACUAAAACACUUAACAGGGGGAUCUCUGAGUUCGUUGUAAUGGCUGCGGAUACUGAACCAAUCGAAAUCCUUCUCCACCUUCCCUUACUGGCAGAGGACAAGAAUGUUCCAUAUGUGUUUGUUCCUUCAAAACAGGCUCUUGGAAGAGCUUGUGGGGUUACAAGGCCAGUGAUUGCUUGUUCGGUUACCAGCAACGAGGGCAGCCAACUUAAAUCACAGAUCCAGCAGCUGAAGGAUGCAAUUGAGAAGCUGCUCAUCUAAAUGGUGAAGCAUUUCAGCAUGAAGGGCCUCACUAGAGAGAGUUGUUUGGAGGCUUGGACUGAUGUUCUGUAGGCUUCUUAAGAUUUGAGUACUAUUUCUUGAACCUUAUGCUUGUGAGAUUCCUUAUCUGUAGUUUGUAAACUUUAGUGUGUGCUUUUCAGAGCGUAUGGAGCUAUUUUGCUGUUUAAACUUGAAAUAGUUUAUAAUCUAAAUUAUGUUGCACAAUACAUACUAGUCAGUUGCA
Phalaenopsis equestris is the source of this 616-nucleotide messenger RNA. RefSeq names its product NHP2-like protein 1. Gene Ontology annotation, biological process: maturation of SSU-rRNA; mRNA splicing, via spliceosome; ribosome biogenesis. The record is from RefSeq and is a predicted model, not a curated record. Gene Ontology annotation, cellular component: box C/D methylation guide snoRNP complex; U4/U6 x U5 tri-snRNP complex; precatalytic spliceosome. Lineage: Eukaryota; Viridiplantae; Streptophyta; Magnoliopsida; Asparagales; Orchidaceae. Gene Ontology annotation, molecular function: RNA binding.